AUUUGUGGUGUUGGUUGAUAAUUAGUCACCCUGAACACCCCCUGUUACCCCGAGACCGAGUCCCUUCGACCACGGGAAUUAUUAGUUAGUACAAGUUCUAGCAUGGACCUUUAUUAUAGCCUAAUGACAAUCACAAUGUGUAGCCUGUAGGCCUAUGGUACGAAAGUGCAAUAUGAUAGCCUAGUGUCAUUUUAUUUUGUUAUUACAUAAAUAAUCAGGCUGUCAAGAUUCACCCAGCUACAUUGUGUUUAUCUGCCACAAAUUAAUUUCCGUAGUGUUCCCCGCUCUCUCGGAUUUAAUGAAAAAUGGCCGCUUUCUUGUCGGUUGCUGCUCGAGAUUCAACAAUGCCUUGACUGAAACUGUGGUGCAAGAAAAAAUGCAUUACCACAUUUAUUUAUUUAUUAUGAUUGGAAAGACAUAGCAUAAAUUUAGCAAACAGGAAUGAUAGUAACUGUUUGGUUGUUUCAUAUUGUGUUCAAACAUUUUUAUUUUUAUCCUGAAAUAACUCAGACUGUGUUUAUAAACUAUCUCUGCAUCUUUGCAAAAGGUCAUGAUGGGAUGCUGUUUAGGAACAUGCAAAACGAAAGAAGCAGAUCAAUCAAAUAUAGGUAGAGAUAAUCAAUCCCCUACUGCUGAUGAGGCACGAAGAAGAUCAUCACAUGAACGUGGUCAAUCACCACAGCGACCAGCAAAUGGAUUUUCUCAGAGGAGACGUCACGGAAGUAAUAGUCACAGCAGAGAAAGCAUACAGCGAAGCAUAGACUCUCUAGUAUUGGAAACUCUUUCACUGAUUCGUACUUUAGUAGAUAAUGAUCAAGAGCCACCACAAGCUAUGCUGACUCUACAUAAAAUUGCAGAAAAAGAUUCAGGGUGGCUGGAAGUAGUUAAAUCUUUAAUUCGAGGUAUCCCCCAUACAGAUCCUUUAGGACCAGCAGUGAUAACCCUAUUGUUAGAUGAGUUUCCAUUACCCACCAAGGAAGCUUUAUUAGAACUUAGAAAUAAUUUACAUUUAUCACAAGAUGGUGCAUCUGAUAUGUAUAAAUGGCCUUGUCAACAGAGGAAUAUAGGUGUUAUACUUGGUUGUUUAGCAGAAAAAUUAGCAGGGCCUAAUAGUGUUUCCUUAUUGUCAUCUGAUGUUUUACAGUAUCUGAUCCAGAAUCUGGAUCCUAAGAAUCACCCCGUUGUUAUUCUUCAUUCUAUGGUAGCUUUAGAAAAGUUCGCUCAGACAAGUGAAAAUAAGGUAACAAUAAAUCAAACAUUGCAACAGAUGCCAGUUAAUCCACUAGUUACACUAGAAUCUUGGUUAAUAGGUGAACAAUAUGUCAAGCGUGAAGUGGCCUUCUGUGCUAGAUGGUGCCUAGAUAAUCUAUGGCCGUUCAUUUACUUACCAACAGUUAGAUUUACGGACCAUCAAUGUUAUGUUAAAUAGUAAUGAUGUGAGUGAAUAUCUUAAAAUAUCAGCGAAUGGAUUAGAGGCUAGAUGUGAUGCAUCAUCAUUUGAAAGUGUUCGAUGUACAUUUCAAGUGGAUUCUGGUGUCUGGUACUAUGAAGUUACCAUAGUAACAGCUGGAGUAAUGCAAAUAGGAUGGGCUACAAAAAAUAGUAAAUUUUUGA
Messenger RNA from Patella vulgata (common limpet), 1614 nucleotides. RefSeq names its product RING finger and SPRY domain-containing protein 1. The record is from RefSeq and is a predicted model, not a curated record. Gene Ontology annotation, molecular function: ubiquitin-protein transferase activity. The coding region runs from base 551 to 1429 and encodes 292 amino acids. The transcript is spliced from 9 exons. Gene Ontology annotation, cellular component: cytoplasm. NCBI's taxonomy places the organism in Eukaryota, Metazoa, Mollusca, Gastropoda, Patellidae.